ACGCGGUGUUUUUAUCACUCAGAUUUGAGAUUUUAUUUGUUGAUUUAAAAAUAUUUUUUUAAUUAUUUAAAAUCUAAAUCAUUUUGUUUUUUCUAUUUUUUUCAUGUCAAGUUAAUCUUUAGAGUUUGACUGAAAAUGUAAACAAGCUGCUCGAGACAUCACUUCCUUCGAUAGAAUCUUUACUGUGGCUCAAAAAUGAGUAUACGUAUUUGUUCGAGAACAUUCAUCUGCAAAACCUUACAAUCAACUUUUCGUCAAAUAUCCAGACGAAAUUAUGCCCAACGAUACAAUGUCAUCGUGGAAACAUCUAGUUUGAAAUUUCCAGCACCUGGUUUUCGUUUGGCAUCUCAAUGGCCCGAAAGAAUCGCCAUAACUGAUCAGUUUGGAGACUACUCCUAUAGAAAUGUCUUCAACGGCAGUAAAACGCUGGCCGAUACUUUAACCGAAGCCUUAGAAGAAAAGGUUCAAGAAAGAGUAUCAUUUUUGUGCAAAAACGAUGCUUCUUAUAUUAUGACGUUAUGGGCUUGCUGGAUGACUGGGCAAAUAGGUGUUCCUUUGAAUCCUCAUCAUCCGGACGAAAUGUUGGAAUACUUUUUAUUGGAUAGCGAAACCAGUGUUCUAGUUACCACAAAUGAAUACGCUGAAAGAUGCCAGAAAAUAUGCGAAAAAACCGGAGUCCGGAUGGUAAUUUUUGAUGAGAAUAUUAGAAACAGUGCUAUAAUCACAGCCGAAGAGAAUGAAAAAAGGAAGUUUGAAAGCUUGCCUAGUUUGAAAGCAGGUCUUAAUCCUAAUCUUUAUUCUAAAUUAGAUGCUCUUAUCAUUUAUACAUCUGGAUCAACAGCUAUGCCAAAAGGUGUUGUUUUAAGUCAUGCAAAUCUUCACGCACAAGUCAACGCAAUGAUUCGAGCUUGGGAAUGGACUUCGAAAGAUAGUAUUCUACAUGCUCUUCCUCUACAUCACGUUCACGGUCUCACCAAUGCUUUACUAACUCCUUUGCAAUGCGGAGCAAGAUGUGUCAUGUUACCAAAAUUCGAAGCUAGAAAAGUAUGGAAUUAUUUACUAGCGGUUAAAAUCGGCGCCUUUAGACGUAUAACUGUGUUCACCGGUGUACCAACGAUGUACGUGAAAUUAAUCGAAGAAUACGAGAAAUCUCUCAAUACAUCGGACCGAGUCGUUAGCUAUGUAAAAGCGUCAUGUUCGCAGAAAAUUAGACUAAUGAUGUGCGGUUCGGCUCCAUUACCCGAACCAAUAUUCGAAAAAUGGGAACAUAUCACCGGUCAUCGUUUAUUAGAGCGUUAUGGAAUGAGCGAGAUGAACAUGGCGUUGAGUAAUCCAUUACACGGUGAACGUAGACCAGGUUUCGUUGGUACUCCUUUACCCGGUGUCAACGUAAGAAUAUGGGAUAAAGAUAAUGUUCUAGUCCAAGGAAAUGAAUUCGGUACCAAAAUAGUAACUAGUGAUAAUAUUUCUCCUAAAGAUAGCAAAUACGUUGGUGAGCUGCAAACCAAAGGAGAAAAUGUGUUCAAGCAGUAUUGGAAAAAACCUGAUGUUACUGCCGAAGUAUUUACCAAAGAUGGAUGGUUCAGAACAGGUGAUACUGCUCAAUAUAUUGAUGGUGGAUAUAAAAUCCUCGGCAGGUCUUCCGUAGAUAUUAUCAAAAGUGGUGGAUAUAAAAUAAGUGCUCUGUUCGUUGAAACCAUUUUAUUGCAACAUCCUAAUAUUAAAGAUAUUGCUGUAGUUGGGUUACCGGAUUCAACUUGGGGUCAACAAGUUGCUGCUGUGAUCGUUUCAGACGGUAGCGAACCAAUUACGGUGACAUCUUUGAAAGAGUGGGCUAAAAGUAAGUUACCUUCGUAUUCGAUUCCUGUGGCUGUGAAAAUAGUACCCGAAAUACCUCGCAAUUUAAUGGGAAAAGUGAACAAAAAAGAGUUGCUGGCCAAAAUGUUUCCUCUAUGAGAUGCAUAUUUUGGUUUAUCGCAUCGGUUGCUGAUAAAUUCUUCAAUUUGUUUAUUGUCUAGCCAAUGACCUCCAGACGGGUUUCUUUAAUGGGCGAGGUAAUUUUCCAUUUAUUUUUAAAGAUUAGAUAAAAAUUGGGUUCGUGGGGGAAUGUACACGAAAAAUGACUAUUCUCAAUAAUAAAAAUACGUAACAAGCAUAAA
Molecule: messenger RNA, 2159 nt
Organism: Planococcus citri (citrus mealybug)
Lineage: Eukaryota; Metazoa; Arthropoda; Insecta; Hemiptera; Pseudococcidae
Gene: Acsf3
Product: Acyl-CoA synthetase family member 3
Exons: 9
Coding region: 196-1956 (586 amino acids)
Biological process (GO): fatty acid metabolic process
Molecular function (GO): medium-chain fatty acid-CoA ligase activity
Source: RefSeq, a predicted model, not a curated record